CAAUAGAAGAAGAAAUCUGGAGCUUCCUUUUGUGAUUUCAGAUAAAAUUUGCGGAUAAGAUCGGACCAACAAAUGCCCAUGUCCUACAUGCUGAUUCUAACUCUGCAACCAUGCAACUAUUCUCUCCUCACACUAAACAGGAAAAAUUUCCUUGAGGCAGCAGUAAACUUCUGCGGGAUAUAUAAAUAGAGGCAAUUAUAUUGCUAUCUUCAUAAGCAGCAGUAAAAUUAAGAAUUGGAAAAGAAAAAUAUGGGAGAAUUUGGAAAUGAGGUAGCCAAUUCUAUCAUUUUUGAGAAAAAGAAGAACGGAACAAGUUCGAGCAAGUCGAAGAUUUUUGCAUCUUCCACCAUGGAAUCUCAUCUACAUGAAAACCAAGCUCCUCUUGUUUCAGCUACGGCGAAUUCUCCACGUCAAUCUCGCUGCACUGCCUGCUGGGGAAGUACGAGUUGCCACAUUGUUCGCUCAAGAACAAAACUGAUGAAUAUUUUGAUUGAGAGGAAAAAGCCACAAGAGGUCCACUCAAUUCUCAAGGGUCUUACCGAAGAAGGACAUCGGCCAACUCUUGUGACAUAUACAACUGUUUUGGCUGCCUUGACUCUCCAGAAACGUUUCAAGUCUAUUCCGUUGCUUCUCUCUAAAUUGGAGCAAAAUGGACUAAAACCCGACUCCAUAUUCUUCAAUGCCAUGAUAAAUGCUUUUUCAGAAUCCGGAAAUGUUAAGGAGGCAAUGAAAGUGUUCCAGAAAAUGAGGGAGAAAGGAUGUAAGCCCACAACCAGCACUUAUAAUACAUUGAUUAAAGGGUUUGGAAUCAUUGGUAAGCCUGAAGAAUCUCUCAAACUGUUGGAAAUUAUGUCUCUUGAAGAGAAUGUGAAACCUAAUGACAGAACAUAUAAUAUUCUGGUUAGAGCUUGGUGUAACAAAAACAAAAUUGCAGAAGCUUGGAAUGUGGUUCACAGAAUGGUUGCAGCUGGUGUAAAACCUGAUGUUGUUACUUACAAUACUAUAGCAACGGCUUAUGCUCGGAACAAGGAGACUGCUAGAGCUGAAGCAAUGAUUUUUCAAAUGCAAAAUCACAAAGUGGCACCAAAUCAUCGAACAAGUGGUAUUAUCGUGGAUGGGUACUGUAAAGAGGGUAAUAUGACAGAAGCAUUAAGGUUUGUUUACAGGAUGAAGGAUCUUGGUGUACAUCCUAAUCUAGUAAUAUUCAACUCUCUUAUCAAAGGCUUUCUCGACAUCACUGAUACUAAUGGGGUUGAUGAGACACUUACAUUGAUGGAAGAGUUUGGAGUGAAACCAGAUGUGAUAACAUUUAGUACUAUCAUGAAUGCAUGGAGUUCAGCUGGACUUAUGGAUAAAUGCCAAGAGAUAUUUGAUGACAUGAUUAAGGCCGGUAUAGAACCUGAUAGCCACGCAUUCAGCAUUCUUGCUAAAGGCUAUGUGCGUGCUGGAGAACCUGAAAAUGCUGAAGCGCUCUUGAAAGUUAUGGCUUCAUCAGGUGUACAUCCAAAUGUUGUAAUGUUCACGACAAUUAUCAGUGGAUGGUGCAGCGCUGGAAAAAUGGAGUAUGCUCUGAGGGUAUUUGAAACGAUGUCCAAAAUGGAUGUUUCCCCAAACUUGAAAACCUUUGAGACCCUCAUAUGGGGUUAUGGAGAAGCAAAACAACCAUGGAAAGCUGAAGAGUUCCUCCAAAUUAUGGAAAAGAUGGGAGUGCCUCCCACGAAUAAUACUUUUCAGCUUGUUGCAGAUGCAUGGCGCGCUAUUGGCUUCCUUAACGAGGCCAAGAAAAUCUCUGAAGUGGAACAUGAUGAGAGGCCAAUCUUGAAUGCUCUGGAGGAUAAGCGACCAGAAGAUAACUUUGAACCAGUUUAUUCUAAAGAGAAACAAAAUGGUUUUCUCUCGAGCCUUAAGCCAGUAACCAAAGAAAAUGGGUCGAGCAUUGUCAACAAAAGAAGCCCAAUGGUGCUGAACAGAUCCAAGUCCUUUUCAGGAAGCCUAAACGUGGCAACUAAAUCAAUGUUGGUUCCCCACACCUGUGGAUUCAAGGUGAUAUCUUUGACGAUAUUACACAAGCAGUGUCAAGUUCAGCUAGGAGUAUGUGGUUUUGUGAAUUCAUGUAGAAUAAUGGUGGCCUGAAAUUAUCAAACUUCAGGUUCAGACCAUUAAGGGAGGCCUCUUUGAAUUCAAUACGUACAUCAAAUUAUAGCCUUUUUCAUCAGGAUGACAUACGCAAAGGCCUGCAAUUGUAAAAUUGUAUCAUUUUAGAUGGCGUCUUUCUUGAACAUGUAUGUACAAUGUUAUCUUAUUAAAAAUGUAUACGACUAUGAAAUGUAUAUUCUUUAAGAUGAAAUUAAAUGAUGUUCAUGUCAA
Messenger RNA from Nicotiana attenuata, 2367 nucleotides. RefSeq names its product pentatricopeptide repeat-containing protein At5g25630-like. Lineage: Eukaryota; Viridiplantae; Streptophyta; Magnoliopsida; Solanales; Solanaceae. The record is from RefSeq and is a predicted model, not a curated record. Bases 250 to 2133 code for a protein of 627 amino acids. Gene Ontology annotation, molecular function: protein binding. The transcript has 4 exons.